AUGGCUGGCAAAUGCCCCAGAGACCUCGUGCCAAUACCUGGGCCGAAACGCGAUGUGUACAUGAUUAAUUAUGGUUCGUACAGGGAUGUCAUAGUUGUUAGUCGCAAAGUGGCUGAAGAGCUUUGUGAUGAAACUCGAUUCUGCAAAUUACCAGGAGGUGCAAUUGACAGGAUGAGGCGAGUGGUCGGACAUGGUCUCUUCACUGCGGAAACUGCAGAUCCCAGAUACCAAAAAGCGCACCGUGUCAUCGCGCCACUCUUUGGCGCCGCGAGGAUAAGAGCUAUGGCGGAUGAUAUGAGAGAUAUUUGUGAGCAGAUGUGUCUACGCUGGGCUCGUUUUGGACAGGACGUACCCAUCGAGAUCUGUGACGAGAUGACGAAGUUGACUUUGGACACGAUUGCCCUCUGCACUGUUGACUAUCGCUUCAAUAGCUUCUAUAGGCCUGCAGGAGUCGAGGAUCCUUUCGCAGAAGCCGUUGUAGACACCAUGACAGAAUCUCUGCUGCAAAGUAACCUACCUGACUGGAUCAACAACUGGGUCCGAUUCCGUUCUAUGAACAAAUUCAACCGCCAAGCAGACCAGUUACGCCACGACAUUGAGAAGCUCAUCGAGAUGAGGCUCAAAAAUCCAGUCGAUCGGAAUGAUCUUUUGAAUGCAAUGCUGAGCCACGAGGAUCCUAACACUGGCCAACGUCUGGACGAUGAAUCGGUUGUGGACAACCUGCUCACCUUCUUCAUCGCAGGUCACGAAACGACGUCUAGUCUACUAUCCUUUUGUUUCUAUUAUCUUCUUCAAUAUCCAGAAGUUCUCCAGAAAGCCAGAGACGAAGUGGAUGCCGUCAUUGGGAGCAGUACUGUGAUGCCUGAACACCUACAAAAACUACCGUAUCUUGAGAGUAUCUUACGCGAGACGCUUCGUCUACGAGACCCUGGCCCCGGGUUCUUUGUUAAGCCGCUUCAAGACGAAGUAAUAGCCGGAAAGUACCUAGUCCCAAAGGACCAGUCCAUCUUUAUUGUCUUUGACUCGGUACACCGCGAUCCCGAUGUGUAUGGCGAUGAUGCAGACGAAUUCCGGCCUGAGCGUAUGGAGCAAGACAAAUUUGACAAACUGCCUCCGUGCGCAUGGAAGCCGUUUGGAAACGGAAUGCGGGCGUGUAUUGGGAGACCGUUUGCGAUGCAGCAGGCAUUAAUAGCUGUUGCUAUGGUGCUCCAAAACUUCGAUUUAAUUAAAGAUGAGACCUACAAUCUUAAAAUACAGGUAACAAUGACGGUCCGUCCGGUCGGCCUUACAAUGAAGGUCCGCCCUCGAAAUGGCAUACGCCCCACUGAGAUGAGCCUGCGAAUGCACCAAGGUGCAGACACAGUCUCAUCUACUGAAUCUUUCAGACCAAUACCAAUUAAGCCUACUACAGGUCCGAGCGACAAUGAGGAAGUACAUUUAGCGAUUGUUCAUGCCUCCAACUCCGGAACAUCCGAGGCUUUAGCCAGUGUCCUUGCAAACGAUGCUACUAAACGAGGUUUAGGUAUAAAACUCAUUGAUACAGCGAAUAACGUUGUAGGAAAACUUCCUAAAGAUGUGGUUGUGGUUACCAUCACAGCGUCUUACAACGGCGAGCCUGCGAGAGAUGCUGUGAAUUUUGUAAACUGGCUCAAAGCCGCACAAGAAGAUGAGCUCGAAGGUGUGAGAUAUGCCGUUUUCGGAUGUGGACAUCGUGACUGGAAUAGCAGUUUCUUUGCCGUUCCAAAACUCGUCGAUUCUCUCUUGUCAGAGCGCGGAGCUGAGCGAGUUGCACCAAUGGGUACUUCUGACAUGGGUGCAUCUACCGACAUAUUCUCGGACUUUGAACAAUGGACAACGACCCAGCUUUUCCCCAAGUUGAGCGAUAACCGAAUGCUUCAUGAUGGUAAUGCAACCUGCGUGACUGACGCAAGGGAUGUCGAACUCCAGGUAUCACUGAUAAAGCCUCCACUUAUCGGCAUGCGUGAAGGGUUUGCUGCUGCUAUUGUAACCGACGCCCGCACACUAUCCAGUCCGGGCGUAGCGGAGAAACGCCAUCUCGAGAUCCGAUUACCUGUAGGGUUCAAAUACAAGUCUGGAGAUCAUGUGCAGAUUCUACCUCGCAACUCUGUCGAUGAUACGCGAAGCGCUCUUGGCCUUUUCGAUCUUGACACUGAAACCCUAGUUAAUAUUUGGAGCAUAAAGAGAAAUAUGGGUUUGGGUCUUCCACUUGAUACUCCAAUCAGAGCAUCGGAAUUGUUCAGUGCAUACGUCGACCUUGGUCGCACAGCCAGUCUUAGGAACAUACAGGUUCUUGCUACCCUGAUGACGACUGAUAAGCCUCAAGUAAAGGCUAAUCUGUUUGAACUCCUUGAGCCUGAAAAGUACAGAUCGGAAGUCUUGAACAAGAGAAUAUCAGUACUUGAUCUGCUUCACAUAUUCCCGGACGUCAAGAUAUCCCUCGCAAACUUCUUGUCACUGUUGACACCGAUUCGCCCGAGAGCCUAUUCCUUUUCUUCCAGUCCCGACUGGAAACCAGGGUUUGCAACCUUGACAUAUACUGUUGUCGGUUCAGCAAAAUCUCUGCCAACACUCCAACCUAUGGAGCCCAAUGAUCCCUUUCAAGAUCCGAACGGCGGUUUGACUGAAGAUUGCAUCCCUUUCAAACGCGGGGGGCUGGCAUCGACUUAUCUUUCAACACUCACGGCCAACAAUAGCCUUUAUAUUUCACUUCAUCCAGCAUCUCCCAAUUUCUCCCAAGACCAACCCGUCUCUCUUCCAGUCAUUAUGGUGGCAGCUGGAACAGGCAUAGCUCCUUUCCUAGCCUUCUUACAAGACCGCAAAAUUACUGCUUCCGCUGCUUCUAGGUCACUAGAACAAGCCGGAAAGCGUAAAAACUUCCCGAAAACAAUCUUGUUCUAUGGCUGUCGCGGCCCAGCGCUCGACUCCCUUUAUGCCAAGGAGAUUGCAGCAUUCGAGGCAGAUGGUCUCGUCGAGGUUCGCCGCGCAUUCAGCAGGGACCACGAAGCAGCAGCAGCUGAAGCAGCGGGUUGCAAAUAUAUCCAUGAGCGGCUAGCAGACUCGAAAAACGAUAUUGUAGAGAUAUGGAAGGCUGGUGGUCGUGUUCUUGUUUGUGGAGGUAAAAAUGUAGCCAACAGUGCCUAUGACGUCCUUGGGCCGCUACUCUGGGAGACUGAUAAACAGUAUCAAAAGAGUGAAGCGAAAAGUUUACAGGAGUGGCGUGAUGCUCUAGAGAAGGAUAGAUAUGUAGAGGAGUUUUUCCUGUGA
Bipolaris maydis ATCC 48331 is the source of this 3285-nucleotide messenger RNA. RefSeq names its product cytochrome P450. The record is from RefSeq and is a predicted model, not a curated record. Gene Ontology annotation, cellular component: cytosol. Gene Ontology annotation, molecular function: heme binding; FMN binding; NADPH-hemoprotein reductase activity. NCBI's taxonomy places the organism in Eukaryota, Fungi, Ascomycota, Dothideomycetes, Pleosporales, Pleosporaceae.